Messenger RNA from Linderina pennispora, 1101 nucleotides. Its product is annotated as proteasome subunit beta type-6. NCBI's taxonomy places the organism in Eukaryota, Fungi, Kickxellomycota, Kickxellomycetes, Kickxellales, Kickxellaceae. Gene Ontology annotation, molecular function: threonine-type endopeptidase activity. The transcript has a single exon. The record is from RefSeq and is a predicted model, not a curated record. Gene Ontology annotation, cellular component: proteasome core complex. The coding region runs from base 121 to 759 and encodes 212 amino acids.
AUUCAGGCUCCACGCAAGCACAUUUUUUCAAUUUCAGUUCUUGUCUUUUCUCUCGUUUUUUUUGUUCUCCUGUGCUCCAUAUAUCUGCUCCACACUCGCUCUUGCUGCUCUUUUUAAAAUAUGUCUGCGCUCAAGCCCGGAGAGGUCAAUUUGGGAACCACCAUUAUGGCGGUCCAGUUCGAUGGCGGCGUCGUGGUCGGAGCUGAUUCGCGUACAACGACAGGCGCGUACAUUGCGAACCGCGUCACAGACAAACUCACAAAGAUCCACGACCGGAUCUACUGCUGCCGCUCUGGCUCGGCUGCCGACACGCAGGCGGUGGCGGACAUUGUCCAGUACCACAUGCAAAUGUACACGGCGCAGCAUGGUGAGGCACCGACAGUCAAGGUCGCUGCGUCGCUGUUCCAGGAGAUCUGCUACCAGAACAAGAACAACCUAUCAGCAGGCAUCAUUGUUGCCGGCUGGGAUGAGCGUGACGGCGCCUCGGUGUACAACAUCCCGCUCGGUGGGUCGCUGCACCGCGAGCCGUUUGCGAUCGGCGGCUCUGGGUCGACGUACAUUUACGGCUACUGCGACAAGGUGUUCCGCCCGGAUCUGAGCCGGGAUGAGUGCAUUGAAUUUGUCAAGAACUCGGUGUCGCUCGCUAUGACCCGCGAUGGCUCAUCUGGUGGCGUUGUGCGUCUGGCGGUCAUUACCAAGGAUGGUGUGGAGCGGCAGUUUGUGCCUGGCGAUCAGCUGCCCGAGCAGUAUGUCGGAUAAGACUGCUUUUUGGGCUGUCUGGCUACCCCCGAGCCAUUUUACCUUCGAGUCUGCGGCCUGGGAUGUAGCGAGAUAGCGCACCCACCGCCUGGUUUCCUUUUCAAAUAUAGCCACAUCUUGUCUGCUACAUCUCCGCAAUAUAUGGCAUGUCGCACCAGAGGAACAGUCACGUAUGCGCUGGGUCUGCUAUACGGCAGCUGAUCUGCUGCGAGAGGGGCAAUAUGCACGAGGCUGCUCGUUGCUCAAAGUGCCUGAGCCAGGUGCGGACAACGCGACAUGUCUGAACAGCAGCAGCCGUUGGCCCAGGCUCGCUGCUGUUUCUGUGUGAGGCGAUCUGGUCGC